Messenger RNA from Lactuca sativa (garden lettuce), 1622 nucleotides. RefSeq names its product serine carboxypeptidase-like 9. Gene Ontology annotation, molecular function: acyltransferase activity, transferring groups other than amino-acyl groups; serine-type carboxypeptidase activity. The record is from RefSeq and is a predicted model, not a curated record. Gene Ontology annotation, biological process: proteolysis; secondary metabolic process. Lineage: Eukaryota; Viridiplantae; Streptophyta; Magnoliopsida; Asterales; Asteraceae.
UGCACAUUAUUUCCACGUCAUAUAUCUCUUUUACUUAGAGACAACAUGAUACAAGGAUCACAAUCUCAUAUUCAACCUUGUCACUUCCUUUACAAGUCCAACAAUGUGAUCUUGCUUGGUUUUUUUCUAAUAAUAAUGGUAGUUUCCUUACAGGUAACCGAGUCAGGAUACUUGGUUAAAACACUUCCAGGUUUUUCUGACGAUCUUCCUUUCAUACUCGAAACCGGUUAUACUGACUCUCAAGAAAACAAUGUGCUUUAAGUUACAUUUCGGUAGGAGAAUUUGAUGACGUGCGGUUCUUUUACUACUUUGUUGAGUCGGAAAGAAGUCCAGAAAACGACCCUCUCAUACUUUGGGUGAGAGGAGGGCCUGGUUGUGGUGUUCUCAGUUCUAUUUUCUUUCAAAUAGGCCCCAUCUCUAUCAACUUAGCAAAUUCUACUUUGGAGAAUCCAAUGCUGGAGUUAAGAUCUGAUAGUUUAACAAAGGUAGCCAACAUAUUAUUUCUUGAUGAACCUGCUGGAUCUGGAUUCUCAUAUGCAAAAUCUCCUGAAGCUUACAUGACAAACGAUACAUUAACACCAAUUCUGAUACACAAAUUUAUAAGGAAGUGGCUUGUGGAUCAUUCUAAAUUUGUCAAGAAUCCCUUAUAUGUUGGUGGUGAUUCCUAUAGUGGCAUAGUAGUGCCAAUGACUAUUCAGAAAAUUUAUAACAGUAAUGAAGGUGGAGAAGAGCCACAUAUCAACAUCAAAGGGUACAUUCUUGGUAAUCCUGUAACAGAAAAAAAUGCUGAAUAUAACGCAAAAAUCAAACAAGCUCAUCGUAUGGCACUCUUAUCAGAUAAAAUAUACGAGUCGGUUAAAAAUAAUUGUCAUGGUGAGUACUUUAAUGUAAAUCCAAACAACAGUCUUUGCAUACAUGAUCUUCAAGUGGUACACAAGUGCGUGGAAAGAAUUAACGUGUACAACAUGAUAGAGCCUGUUUGUGACCCUUUAAACACAUCGAGAUCUGAGCUCUUGAGGAGGGACUUAAGGUCUCUUGAAAAGACAUCUAUUGAUAUUUCGUCAUCAGAUGAAGUUGAGACACAAUGGGAUUGCAAUUCAAUGUCUGCAUACACUGAGGCAUGGGCUAAUAGGAAAGAUGUAAAAGAGGCUCUUCAUGUUAGUGAGGACUUUACCAAAAUUAGGUGGGUGGUAUGCAAUGAAAGCUUGACUUAUGAUUAUGGUAACCCAGUGAAAACUUACAAGUUCAACGUCAUGAGUACUGUUGCAUAUCAUGAAGAAUUUUCUCAUAGACAUUUACGAGCUCUAGUAUAUAGUGGAGAUCAUGAUUUAUUUGUUCCACAUUUCUCUACACUGAAAUGGAUUAAAUCGAUAAAUUUGUUACUCGUGGAAGAUUGGAGACCGUGGUAUGUCGACAAACAAAUAGCCGGAUAUACGAUGAAAUACUCAAACCAUGACUAUAGACUGACAUUUGCUACAGUGAAGGGAGGAAGUCACACGGCUCCGGAGAAUAGACCUAAAGAAUGUUUAAAUAUGUUUAUGAAGUGGAUUACUAAUGUAGACUUGUAAACAAAACCCAUAAAACUUGAUGUUAGUUUCUUAUGGUGUGUGCACCCGUUUGUA